Messenger RNA from Penicillium argentinense, 573 nucleotides. It is a transcript of the gene alg13, whose product is annotated as N-acetylglucosaminyldiphosphodolichol N-acetylglucosaminyltransferase catalytic subunit ALG13. The coding region runs from base 1 to 573 and encodes 190 amino acids. Gene Ontology annotation, cellular component: UDP-N-acetylglucosamine transferase complex; extrinsic component of endoplasmic reticulum membrane. The transcript is spliced from 3 exons. Gene Ontology annotation, biological process: dolichol-linked oligosaccharide biosynthetic process. Gene Ontology annotation, molecular function: hexosyltransferase activity. The record is from RefSeq and is a predicted model, not a curated record. Lineage: Eukaryota; Fungi; Ascomycota; Eurotiomycetes; Eurotiales; Aspergillaceae.
AUGAUUUUGAAGAAGCUUUGCUUCGUCUCCGUCGGUGCGACAGCUUCAUUUGAAAAAUUGAUCCGCCAGGUUCUCAACGAGGCAUUUCUUGCCAAGCUUGCGCAACACAAAUUUACUCAUCUUCUUAUUCAAUAUGGCAAGGAUGGCGAGGCCUUGUGGAAUGAAUUUGUGAAUGAUUUCCCCGAGGAACACCUCCAUGGCGUCCGUGUUGGGGGAUUUGACUUCAAGCCCGAGCUCUGGCCGUGCAUGCACAUGGCCACGAAGACCAUGACCCAGGAUCUCGGAAUCGUCAUCUCUCAUGCCGGAACCGGCACUAUUUUGGAGGCUCUUCGCUUGGCAUUGCCGUUGAUCAUCGUCCCCAACGCCGAUCUCGCUGGUAAUCACCAGGUGGAUUUGGCCGCUCAGAUGCAGGACAUGAAAUAUGCCAUUCAUGCUGAUGUUGACAACUUGCUUGAGGCCCUUGACAAGGCAGAGGCCCAACGGUCCGAGCGUCCUUCGCGUGUGAGCCGGCCCUAUGGUCAUGAGGAUACCGUCGUGGACCCAAUGGCCGACCAGCUUUAUUUCGUCGACUGA